This is a messenger RNA of Medioppia subpectinata, 1102 nucleotides long. Lineage: Eukaryota; Metazoa; Arthropoda; Arachnida; Sarcoptiformes; Oppiidae. The record is from the annotation of a GenBank genome assembly.
UUAGGAAUUUGUUUGCAUUUUUGGCAAUAAAUGUGUUGUCAAUCAAUUGACGCGAAAAUUCUGCAAAAAGUGUAGAAUUGAUAAAUGCUUUGCCAUCGGAAUGAAGAAAGGAAUGUGUCACUCGCACAAUGGCACAAAAGACAUUAUGGUAAAACAUAGCCAUAGGAAACACUCAACAGACUUUGAAUGCAAUUCUUCUCAGGAACCGAUUGAUAGCUCGGCAAACAAUAUGUGUUUGUAUGGAAACGGUAACAGCGAUAACACUUUCAUCCAUCAAAUCCCAAACAUCAUAAGAGGGCUUAUAUUUGAUUUCAAUGAUCUGGAAAUGUAUCGAAUGAGACAACUGUUUAGCUCAACCGCUCAUAUGAGAGAUCCGGUGGCGAGGAUUACGUCGGAUCCCAAAACACACCCCGAAGUGAACAGAAUUUUUCAACACAGAACUGAUAUGAGAUGUCGACAAACAAUCAAAAUGUGUAAAACAAUGACUGAAUUCAGGGAUUUGUGCGAAAACGACCAAAUAAUCCUAUUGAAGACCUCUUGCUUCGAGAUGUUGUGCUUCGUGUCUGUCCUCACGUUUGACUUUACCGACCAAUUCUGGACCGUUUAUAUUGAUCCGGAGAAUGCGGCCAUGCUCAGAUUGGAGGCGCUAAUAAAGUGGGGCAAAAUGAAUCUCUAUGAUAUACUUAUUAAUUAUAUGUUUAAACUUAACCAAGAGUAUAAUCAGGACACAAACCUUAUUGAUUUGUUGAUGGCAAUAAUAGUAUUCAAUCCCAAUCGACCAAAUUUAAAGCAAACUGAUCAAGUUAUGAUUCAAAGGGAGACAUAUAUUUAUUUACUUCACCGCUAUUUAGAGUUAAAACACAACUCGAAAACAGAGGCAGAGAUACGGUUCACACGAUUAAUGAAUUGUCUGCAAGACUUGUAUACUUUGAGAAAUGUCAUGAAAUCUAAUUAUAUCUCAAGUGAUCCUAAGAAUGGGCACGAAUUGAGGAAAUACAAAACUCUCAAAUGCAGGACUAGAGAUGUGAUUCGUGUGGACAAUGAACUAACUUCAAAAUAUUCUAAAAAUAUGCACAAAUUGGUCACAGGAAAGUAUAUUUGA